Messenger RNA from Musa acuminata AAA Group (dessert banana), 2288 nucleotides. Its product is annotated as protein WHAT'S THIS FACTOR 1 homolog, chloroplastic. The transcript has 3 exons. Gene Ontology annotation, molecular function: RNA binding. Bases 56 to 1279 code for a protein of 407 amino acids. The record is from RefSeq and is a predicted model, not a curated record. Lineage: Eukaryota; Viridiplantae; Streptophyta; Magnoliopsida; Zingiberales; Musaceae.
UACAGAACCGUGACGACCUCCUCCGAGAGCCGAACCCGAAGGCGAGGCGGCGGCGAUGUCGCAGCUCUUCUCCGCCGCCAAGCGGCUGCCCGCCCUUCUUCUCCCCCGACACCAUCUCUCUACUUCUGCUCUCUCCACCUCCUCCUCCCUCCCCGAUGGAGCCACCCCCGCUACCGCCGCCUCGGGCCUCCCCUUCCUCAACUGCCGGCGCCGGAAGAAGCUUCGCAAGAAGCUCCAGAGCCCUCGCGUCGCUCCCAUCCAGAGGGAUGCUGGCCGCCGCCUUCCCGACUUCGAAGCGGUCGUUCGCCUCGACGCCGCCCUCCGCUUCAUCUCCCGCACUAAGUGCUAUCUCUCUCGCCUACCCGGCCACUGCAUCCCCCUCGCUGACGCCGGCAAGCUCCACCGAGAGCUCGGUUUUCCUCGUGGUCGCAAGGUCUCCCGCUUCGCUGCACGCCACCCGCUCCUUCUCCACCUUCCCCGCCUCCCGCCGGACUCCAAACCUCUCCUCGCCUUCACCCCGCUCAUGGAUUCCCUCAUCGCCGAGGAGCUCGUACUCAUGGACGCCAUGGAGUCCACCCGGGUUACCACCGUCCGCAAACUCCUCAUGAUGUCCGCCGGACGCCGCAUCCCCCUCGCCAAGCUCCACCACUGCCGCCUCCUCUUCGGCCUCCCUGAUGACUUCCGUGAUCGCGUCCAUAAGUACCCCGACUACUUCCGAGUCGCCGUGGAUCCUAAAGACGGUUGCCAUGUGCUCGAGCUCGUUGAAUGGGAUCCAGCCCUCGCGGUCAGUGCCCUCGAGAGGGACUUCGUCCCUGAUGAAGCCCGGGUCCGUCGAACAUUCAAGUUCCCCAUCCGCCACGGAAAGGCGUUACCUUUGCAGGAGGACGACGAGAGGAGGCUGAAUUCUCUGACUACACUACCCUUGGUGUCGCCUUAUUCAGAUUGUUCAGGCCUGCAGCCGUGGACAGUGGAAGCGGAGAAGUAUCGGGUCGGUGUGAUCCAUGAAUUUUUGAGCCUGACUUUGGAGAAGAGGGCGUGGAUUCAUCACAUUGUGGAGUUCAAGGAGGAAUUCAACCUCACGAAGCAUACUUACCCGAUGCUAUUGAAGCAACCUCGAGCAUUUUAUCUUGCAGGCACCGAGAUGAAUUGGGCUGUGUUUCUAAAGGAUGCUUACAGGGAGGAUGGGACUCUGAUUGAGAAGGAUCCACAGGUGUUGUUCAACGAGAAAUUGCAACAUUAUGCUUUGACAGAAUCAGAAUCUGGUGAGGGGGUUUCCUAAAGAAAGAAGUUUGGGCUAAUUGAGUAUAGUGAAAAACAAAUGUUCUUAAUAAAAUUAGUUUCAGUCAAUGAUAACAAGGCCAACUCAGGGGAAUUGGAAUUGCAAAGUUGUAAGAGACAGUGCCUAGAAAACUUUGAUCAGGUGUUGUUCCUGGAGCAAUGAAGCUUCAGGUUAUCAAAGGGUGUCAGCUUUUGCCUUUGGUUACCCUGGAAAUUGAAGUUUAUGAAAUACUACUUACAGGUUUUUUUUUUUAAUUUAAAUGCAGUAUGAUUUUAGACGUGAAUUUCUCCCUCUUGGCAAACCUGUUCUGUGAUUAUACCUUCCUAAUUUGUUGUGGUUGCUACCUGUUUGGUGUAAUCCUGCAUUACUCGAUCAAAUAUCUGUGGAGAAAAUCAUGGACACACCAGAUGAUGCUGAUCUCAAGGAAGCUCGACAGCAGGAAUAUGGACUUACUGCCCACAUUCAGCAAGCUUGGAUGAGGAAAAUGUGUGAUGCAAACUUGAUAAGAUCUUGGGAUUGGCUCAUGCAUAUGUCCAACAAGCCAAGCAGGGUGUCCAUGCAAGAGAAGCAAUUUCUGGGAAGCUGCAAAGAAUGAGUGCAUGAGCUUCCAAUUCAUCAGCAUCAGUCUUCAGGCUAGUUUCGCCUUGACCUUCUCUUGGAUUCUCGAUGCUUGUUAUGUCGCUCCAUCUCCCCAGGGACUGAGAGCCAGUUGCUAGCAGAAGAGCUUAUGCCACAAGUGAUGGCAGUUGAGACAGAAUGCAUCGAGUGAAAUAUAGUGUUGUAUAGGAUAGAUAUGUAGAACAAGAACUCUAUGUUUUUGUUUUCUUGCAGCUGCCUUCUGUUGGGAGUGAAUUCAUUAAAUGGCCCAAUUAUGACCCUCUUUGUUAAGUUUUUUUUUUUUAACACAGAAGAAUUCGUGUAAGAUAUUUCAACUGGCACAUUAUAAUCAGGACCUGACUGCUGUUUCAGUCUGUUUGAAAUGAAAUGGUUGGCUAAAUUCAAGUGUGAA